CAAAGAUCACUUCCGCAUCUUCAGCCACACGCUUGCUUCUGACUAAUGUCGAUACUAGUCUACGGAAACUGAACAAAUCUCACCUCAACUCGGUCAGACAGCGCGAUGUGGACUUAAGUCAUCACUGUAUGGAAAUAUGAACGCGCGUUGCUGCUCUGCACUUUGUUUUUUCCUCCUGGUUGAAGUAUCUGUGGUUCUAGGAGAUUUGCUCGGUCCUCGGAAUGUGACUCUUGAGACGCUGAACACGCAUUAUGUCCUGCAAUGGGACUGGAGUCAGCAGAUGGCUGUUAACAGCACUGUCACCUUCACUGCACAGUAUCUCGCGCAGUAUAAGGCACGUAAGCCAGCUCAUAAGCAGGACUGGAAGACUGUGUGUGUGAAUGUAACAGAGCACCACUGUGAUUUCUCUAAUGCUGGUCUGCAUUACUUCGGCAUGUUUUUGCUGCGUGUGCAGGCGAACACACCUCAACAGUCCUCCAGCUGGGUCCAGAUCGAGUUCUGCCCUGAUAAACAUGCUGAUUUAGGUCCUCCGUCCAGUGUGAAGCUGAACUCUGUCAAAGAAGAUCUUGAGAUCAUCAUCUCUGAUCCUCUGAGCAGCAAAAACCAGUCCAUGAAUGAGCUGGUGCAGAAGAUGUAUUACCUCAUCCAGUACUGGAAGAAAUCAGACAGCUCACAGCAGGCAGAAGUUUUGAGGACGGAGAGUAAUGUUGUGACGCUGUCUAAACUGGACAGAUUGACGCAGUACUGUGUGAGAGUUCAGUCCCGCUGCGAGUUCUACAACAAGAGCAGUGUCUUCAGUGAUGUACACUGUACACAGACUGGUGGAGAGACUCCGUAUCUGCAGAUAUUUGUCUUCCUGUUGUCUCUGCUCAUCUGUUUCCUGGUGGUGCUUUUACUGUCGUUCUGCUUGUAUAAGAUCAUAAAGAGCAUCUUUUACCCCUCCAUUCAACUGCCAGUGUACAUAAAAGAGCGCUGGUCAUGCAGUUCUGAUAUGCUGCUGAAUCCUGAGUCAGAGUCCAUCUCUGAGCAUCUUGGCAUCAGCAGUGUAGAGAAACAGGAUCCUGUAGCAGCAGUGAUAGACGUCCGCAUCUCACAGGACACAGGCAAUCACAGCAGACAUGGCAGUGGAGACUCCGGUGUUUACUCCACAGAGGAGGACUCGUGUCACACACACAUCACACACACUGAUGUUCAGAUAGAAAACAUGUUUAAGACAAAAACAGGCCACAGAGAAGAGACACAUGAUGGGAUGCACGAGCUCUGUGUUUGAAAAUAAUCAACUUAAGAUGAAUCUGUUUUUCUUACAAGCAAGCAUCACUUUUGAGAUCAGUAGUCAAGCAGCACUAUUGCUUAUAGAGCUUGAGGUUGUUCACUUAAACCUCUAACCCCUGAGUAUUAAAGGAAUAUUCCUGGUUCAAUACAAGACAACAUUUGUGGCAUAAUGUUGAUUACCUACAAAUAAUUCCCACUUAUCCCUCUCUUUUUUUUAUUUUUAUUUUUUUUUUAUUUAUUUUUUUUUAUUACACUUACAGUGGAAUUGAAUGGGGUCAAUCCGUAAGCCACAAGAUGUAAACAACAUGCGUUAUCCAACUGGCUCGAAAGCCAUGACAAAUGGAGACCACGUGUUGGUUAAAUGCUUACAAAAUAAAUGUAUUAAAAAUAGGCCUAUAAGUCCCUCAUUUCAUCUGUUGUUGAUUGCUCAAUUGGAAACAUCUUAGUCUCAGAUCAUGCCCUGGUGCGUUGAGGUGUUGCCUCAUAUGGAGAAAAAUAAAUCAUAUAGUUGGCACUUUAAUGUAUCCCUUUUGCAAAAUUCUGGUUUCCAACAAAUGUUAAAGGCUGAAAUCAAUGUUUAUAUGGAGACCAACUGGACCUCAGUAUCCUCUGUGGGUGUGGCUUGGGAGGCACUUAAGGUGGUUCUUAGGGCUCGGAUCAUACAGUAUACCUCAAAAAAAUACAAAGUACGAGAACUCGUGGAGUUGGAAGGGAAUAUUAAAAGUGCCGAGGCACAGCUGAAGCGCCGAAUGUCAUCUGAUGGCCUCGAUUGAAAUACAAAUAUAAUACUAUUUUGUUGCGGAAGGUGGAGUUUUGGCUAUUCAGGGCAAGACAGUCUUAUUUUGAGUCGGGGGACAAAGCAGGGAAGCUUUUGGCUAGAUAUUUAAAACUGAGAGAGUCUUUUUCUACCAUUCCCACAGUGAAAUCUGCUGGUGGUGAAAUAUUUACCUCAGCCAUUGAUAUUAAUAAUGCUUUUAAAGAAUUCUAUCUUGAUCUCUAUAGUUCCACGUCUUCGUCUGCUGGUGAAGACAUUAGAAACUUUGUGGAACCAUUAGAACUCCCUAAACUGACAAAUGAGCAAAAAAAUUCUCUUGAUUCUGAGAUAAACUUGGAGGAACUUGGCAAGGUAAUUAAGGCCUUACCUACAGGCAAGGCUCUGGGGCCAGUUGGUUUUGCCGUUGAAUUUUUUAGAUCUUAUGCUACAGAACUGGCUCCACUUUUGUUAGAAGUUUAUACGGAAUCAUUAAAGAAUAGAAAGCUUCCGCCAACCAUGACACAAGCCCGGAACAGUCUGAUCCUUAAAAAGGACAAAGAUCCAAGUGAGUGUAAGCGUUACCAACCAUCUGAUAAAAUUGCUUACUAACCUUGUCUGUGUUGUUAUAUAAAAUUGUACAACUUUGUUGCAAUGAUGAUGUAAUGCUGUAAACCCUAAAAUUAAUGUAAAAAACAAUAAUUUAAACAACUUUACAGCUCAAAUAAUGUACAAGUUUUAACAGAAUAAUUAAUGUAGGUGCUUUUAUAAAAUUACAAGCUUUAGAGUUCUGCCUUUUAAACCCUUCAAAAAUUGGCCCCAUUCACUUCCGUUUGUAAGUGCCUCACUGUAACCUGGAUUUUUGCUUUUUUAUUUUUUUGUAAAGAAUAGGAGAGACGAUUGGAAAUACAUUUUUGUGGUAAUCCCACCGGCUUACAUUAGGUGGGUUUCCAUCCAACUUUUUUAUGGGCAUUUUGAAAUUACGCAUAAAUACUGAAUAGAAAUGUUUGACAUGCAAAUAAACUCUCUAAAUUCCCUUCAAAUGUAAUGCACUAGGAGGAGGUGGAUUUUCCAGAGUUUUGCAUUAGUUAAAAUGUGCAUUAAGGUGAUCAAAACAGUUAAUAUAUGUAUGUAUGAAACAGUAAAAUGAUGAUGUGUUUUGACCAUUCGUGCACAUGUUAUGAGUGUGCGAUAACUUGAUGUCUGGGCCAAUGAAAUGUCAGACCUUGGCACACAGUUCUUCAAACAUAGCUUGACUUUUGGAAAUGCUUAACCCACAGCUGAUUGUUAAAGUGGGUCCUCACAAUCCGACAGAACAGUUUUGAGCGUGGGCGCUCCCAGGUAUGCGGAGGCUGGCGGCGUGUGGGCAUCGCAGCCAUUUCAGCCCUCAUUAUAUCAGAUAUUACACUUGUUCUGCAGUGACUCCUGGCAGCAUUUCAUAAAAAUUAAAGGAGGUAAUUUAGCUGCUCCAUCAUGACAUGGCGGUUCCUCAAUAUAUUGCAUGACAUAGUGGAUGGAAAUGUACAAUGAUUCGUAUUUUCUUUAGUCAGAUUUUUAGAACUGCGCUUAAAAAAUGCUAAACAUUUUGAUGGAAACCCUGCUAUUGAAGUCGGGACCCGAGCCAUAUCUACAGGCCAGAAUAUCAUAGAGAUUUGGAGGCGGGCUCUAUAGAGCACAACAGUGCCCGUCCACUUUUUCAGCCGCAUGGGUUUCAUAAGUAUUUAUCCCAUUCAUUUCUUCCAUAGAACUCUUAUGACAGAAUUUAUAAGUCUAUGCCAUGAACCAAACCAACCAGCUCUGAGGUGAAUCACAAUAUUAUAAACUUUAUUUUGAGGCAAAAAAGCAUUUGAAAAUUGUAUUAAAAGACAAAGGCACAAGACUGUGGACUUACCGACUUUCACGAGGGUCCGAACUGCAAUGGCAUGAAGCAAUGCAAAUGAAAAAUAAAUUAGGUUGUUGAUUUGUAAGUAUAGAAACAAUAUAGUUUAUGUCUGUUAAAAAUAUUCUGAUAUAUACAAGUAUACAAGGGUGAAGGGAGUCUUGACUCAUUUCCGUAAUUCACAGUGCGUCAUGGUAGAGGGCGGUGGCUGCAAAGCUCUUUUGCCAGGCUUUUUUGGGAUGGACCAUGGGUAAUGUGGUUGUUCUCCAGGAACUCCACAAUUAAACACGAGUUGAAAUAACACAGACCAAUGGCUUCAACAGAAACAUAUACAGUUGUGCUCAAAAGUUUGCAUACCCUUGGAGAAUUGCUAAUGUAUGUACCAUUUUUAAAGAAAACAUGAGUGAGCAGGCAAAACACAUUUCUUCUUAUUUCUUAUGGGAUUCAUAUUCAACUGUAGGUUAUAACAGAAUGGCACAAUCAUAAAACAAAACAUGGCAACAAAGAAAAAAAUGAAAUGACCCCUGUUCAAAAGUCUGCAUACCCUUAGUUCUUAAUACUGUGUAUUGCCCCCUUUAGCAUCAAUGACAGGGUGCAGUCUUUUGUAGUAGUUGUCUAUGAGGCCCCAAAUUCUUGCAGGUGGUAUAGCUGCCCAUUCGUCUUGGCAAAAUGCCUCCAGGUCAUGCAAAGUCUUUGGUCGUCUUGCAUGAACCGCACGUUUGAGAUCUCCCCAGAGUGGCUCGAUGAUAUUAAGGUCAGGAGACUGUGAUGGCCACUCCAGAAUCUUCACCUUUUUCUGCUGUAACCACUGAAGGGUCAACUUGGCCUUGUGCUUAGGGUCAUCGUUGUGCUGGAAAGUCCAAGAACGUCCCAUGCACAGCUUUCGUGCAGAAGAACGCAAAUUGUCUGCCAGUAUUUUCUGAUAACAUGCUGCAUUCAUCUUGCCAUCAAUUUUCACAAGAUUCCCUGUGCCUUUUAGAGCUCACACACCCCCAAAACAUCAGUGAGCAACCACCAUGCUUCACAGUGGGGAUGGUAUUCUUUUCACUAUAGGACUUGUUGACCCCUCUUCAAACAUAGCGCUUAUGGUUGUGGCCAUAAAGCUCUAUUUUGGUCUCGUCAUUCCAGAUUACAGUGUGCCAGAAGCUGUGAGGCGUGUCAAGGUGUUGUCAGGUAUAUUGUAACCAGGCUUUUUUGUGGCAUUGGCGCAGUAAAGGCUUCUUUCUGGCAACUCGACCAUGCAGCUCAUUUUUGUUCAAGUAUCAUCGUAUUGUGCUCCUUGAAACAACCACACCAUCUUUUUCCAGGUUACCUGUGGGUUUUUCUUUGUAUCCCGACAAUUCUUCUGGCAGUUGUGGCUGAAAUCUUUCUUGGUCUACCUGAUCUUGGCUUGGUAUCAAGAGAUCCCUGAAUUUUCCACUUAUUAAUAAGUGAUUGAACAGUACUGACUGGCAUUUUCAAGGCUUUGGAUAUAUUUUUAUAUCCUUUUCCAUCUUUAAAAAGUUCCAUUACCUUGUUAUGCAGGUCUUUUAACAGUUCUUUUCUGCUCCCCGUGGCUCAGUAUCUAGCCUGCUCAGUGCAUCCACGUGAGAGCUAACAAACUCAUUGACUAUUUAUACACAAACCCUAACUGCAAUUUAAAAAGCCACAGGUGUGGGAAAUUAACCUUUAAUUGCCAUUUAAACCUGUGUGUAUCACCUUGUGAUAACAAGGCCAAACAUUCAAGGUUAUGUAAACUUUUGAUCAAGGCCAUUUGGGUGAUUUCUGUUAUCAUUAUGAUUUAAAAAGGAGCCAAACAACUAUGUGAUAAUAAAUGGCUUCAUAUGAUCACUAUCAUUAAAUAAAAGACAGGUUUUUUUGCAUGAUCAGUCAUUUUCAAAUCAAUGCCAAAAUUUCAAUAUUUCUGCCAGGGUAUGCAAACUUUUGAGCACAACUGUAUCAUUGAUGAACAACCUCAGAGCUCAUGAUAGGUCUGUCUAUAAAGGUUUGUAACCCAUCAGUAAAAAUCAAUUCACCUAUGGAAAAAAUUAAUGGGAUUUUAACUUCCGGAACCAGAAUGUUGCGUUCUAUUGACUUGGGCCGGUAAGCAACCACCCAGAACACCCUAGCAAUGCCCCGGCAACUGUAUAGCAGUGUGCUAAAAGCCUCUUGGAACACGCCAUAAAGCAACACCAUAGCUUCAUAGCAAGAACUUUGGCAUGGGCAAAUACCACUCUUUUUUUUUUUUUU
This is a messenger RNA of Myxocyprinus asiaticus (Chinese sucker), 6131 nucleotides long. RefSeq names its product interferon alpha/beta receptor 1a-like. Bases 137 to 1270 code for a protein of 377 amino acids. The record is from RefSeq and is a predicted model, not a curated record. The transcript has 7 exons. Lineage: Eukaryota; Metazoa; Chordata; Actinopteri; Cypriniformes; Catostomidae. Gene Ontology annotation, molecular function: protein binding; interferon receptor activity.